Messenger RNA from Oncorhynchus masou masou (cherry salmon), 1916 nucleotides. RefSeq names its product neuronal vesicle trafficking-associated protein 1-like. Gene Ontology annotation, cellular component: membrane; endosome. The coding region runs from base 137 to 748 and encodes 203 amino acids. NCBI's taxonomy places the organism in Eukaryota, Metazoa, Chordata, Actinopteri, Salmoniformes, Salmonidae. The transcript has 5 exons. The record is from RefSeq and is a predicted model, not a curated record. Gene Ontology annotation, molecular function: clathrin light chain binding. Gene Ontology annotation, biological process: G protein-coupled dopamine receptor signaling pathway; clathrin coat assembly; endosomal transport.
AUGCGCAAUCCUGCCGUGAAUCAGACAUCACCACGGUAACCGAACGGUAUUCACCAUUCUCUGCUUUGCCCGUGAACGUCCGCGACGCAACCCUACCGAUCGUCAUCCUCGCACGCAAUUGGUCAGGCAGGCAGACAUGGUGAAGCUGGGCAGUAACCUAGCUGAUAAGCUGGAUAAAGAACAGUCUAUGGACGAUGGCUUUGAUAACAUCCCUCUCAUCACCCCUCUGGAGGUGAACCAGCUGCAACAGCCAUACUUAGACAAGGUAAUCGUGAAGACCACAACAGAGUAUCAGCUGCAGCAGAAGAAAAAGAAGAAGCUGUACGUGCCGGGAAUCAAGAAGCUGAAUAUAAAACUGUACAACGAGGUAUCAGAGAAGGUCAAGCUCACAGGUUUGAUCCUCAUCACCCUUGGGUUCCUGGCUUGUCUUGUCCUGCUGAUCAUGUACAAGGCUCUGUGGUACGAUCAACUUACCUGCCCAGAGGGCUUCGUUCUCAAGCACAAGCACUGCACCCCAGCAGCGGUCCUGGAGCCCUGGUACUACACAGAGCAGCAGCAGCAGGAGGACCCAGGCGUGCCCCCCCGCUCCAGCAGUCUCUACACCGCCCUGGGUCACCUCAACCAGGCCAAGAGGACCGCCGGCGGCGGCAUCAUCCCCGAGCUGCCCCCGUCACCAUGGUUCCCCGUCAUCAACGCCCUGAAGCAAGCCGAGAGGGCCAAAGAGGAGGCGAGUCAUUCGAAGGAGUGAGGGAUGGAGGGAUUUCCAGAGGGAAAGGGUUUAGGAAGGGGGUGAUCAAGGCAGAAUGGAAUAUGGGAUUUCCAAAAGGAAGAGGGGAUGGAGAUGAAGAUGGGUGGGAAAAGUGUUGUUUACUUGGUGGAGUAUGAGGUAUUGUUUGUAACGCUCCAAAUGUCUGUUUAGGUGGCAGCGAUUGUGACUCAUUUGCAGUAAAAAUGAAUCCCCUAUGACGUUAUCAGUGAAGACCACCGCCUUGUGUUAUGUGUGUGCGUGCCUGUGCGAGCGAGAAAGAGAGAGAGAGAGAGAGAGAGAGAGAGAGGUGAGAGAUGUGCGUGUGAGAAGCGUUGGAGAACUGAACAUAACAAGAUUCCCUGAAAUUCUCACUAGAUUGUCCUUAUCAGUCUAACAUGUUUUGAGGUUUUGAGAGUAUCAUUAGUAAUGUGGUCUUACAAGGUUUAGUGUUAUUACAUUUAGAUGGAACUCGACAUGUUUUUUGUAGAUGUUUACAAACACAUUACUGGAAUAAAACGUCUUGUUCUAUUCAGGAAGCACACAGGCCACAUGGAUUUAGAAACCGGAUUGUAAAAACCGUAUUUACCAUGCCCUUUUUUCUCAGUAGAUUUCCCAGCAACUGAACAAUUUGUGUAUGAGGAUUUUGGUACAAUUGGCUACGCGGAACUUGUAUAUUUUUAGGUGGAAGAUAUUGAAAUGACAUCAACCCAUUUGACUUCAGAUGAUUUCGAUUGUAGUAGACUAGCAGCUGUUGCAGGUAGGAUUCAUGUUUCAGAAUUAAUAUUUUAACAGAACAAUAACUACCUAGAGUAUCUGUAUCUUUGUGUUUGCUAGUAUUUAUUUAAUGACCUAUUUAUUAUGAGCUUGCUUUUUUUCUUAAGCAAUUUAUUUUGACAUUUGUUUGAUUUGGGUGAAAAGCUGGAAGGAUUUCUUUUGGGAUUUUUUAAAAUAGUGAAUAAAAUGCAAUUUAAUUCACAUCAAGUUUGCAUUAAUCCUAAUUCAUCAUAACAACUGGCAGUAUUUUCACCAUGGAUCAGAUUGUAAAUAUGAAUGUGAUACUGUCAUUAUGUCACCAUUCACCACCCAGCGUUAAUAAACCUUGUUCUGUUCUGAGUGCCAAACGUUUGUGUCAGACCCAUCAAUAAAGUGUUAGGCUUUCUCAUUCAUA